AUGGAAAAGCUCAUCAAGCGUCCUGACAAGCUCCGAGGAGACCCAAAAAAGCGUAAUAAAGAUAAAUAUUGUCGUUUUCAUCGCGAUCACUGCCAUAAUACAUCAAAUUGCUGGGAAUUGAAGUGCCAGAUUGAAGACCUCAUUCAAGAUGGCUACUUCAAAAAAUUCGUUGGAAAACCGAGGUCCAACUCAGUGGAGAAGAAAGAAGAGAGGAAGCGUUCAAGGACGCCGCCUCGUCGAGAUGACCGACCUAUGGUCAUCAACACUAUCUUCGGGGGCCCUAGUGGGGGCCAGUCUGGAAAUAAAAGGAAAGACCUAGCUCGCGAAGCCAAGCGUGAGGUAUGCAUCAUCAGGGAGCAAAAACCGACUUGCUCCAUUACCUUCAGCGACGCCGAUCUGGAGGGGGUCCACUUGCCCCAUAAUGAUGCACUUGUGAUCACCCCUCUUAUCGAUCAUGUCCUGGUCAGAAGAGUAUUGGUAGAUGGAGGCGCGUCUGCCAACAUCUUGUCCCUUCCGACAUAUCUGGCCUUGGGAUGGACCAUGUCUCAGUUGAAGAAGAGUCCAACACCAUUGGUUGGAUUCUCUAGAGAAUCGGUCUCUCUAGAAGGGUGUAUCGACUUGCCGGUUACGAUUGGGCAAGAUGAUACACAAGUAACUCAGAUGGGCGAGUUUGUAGUGAUCGACGGGAGGUCGGCCUACAACGCCAUCUUCAGGAGACCCAUCAUCCAUUCGUUCUAG
Molecule: messenger RNA, 738 nt
Organism: Momordica charantia (bitter melon)
Lineage: Eukaryota; Viridiplantae; Streptophyta; Magnoliopsida; Cucurbitales; Cucurbitaceae
Source: RefSeq, a predicted model, not a curated record